AUGUCUGACGGCGAACGCAAACCCCUGCUCCAGAAUGACGCGGCUAUCGACCUGAACGCCAAGCCGGCCGACCCGGACCAUGACUUGGCCACUGCCAUUCUUCGCAAGAAGUCAGCGCCCAACAAGCUCAUGAUCGACGAUGCAACCAACGACGACAACUCAGUUGCAGUCAUCUCGCCAAAGACGCUUGACACCCUGGGUCUGUUCCGCGGUGACACCAUCCUGAUCAAGGGUAAGAAGCGCAAGGACACAGUACUGAUUGUCAUCCCCGACGAGGAGUGCGAGGACAACAAGAUUAAGCUCAACCGUGUUGCGCGCAAGAACCUGCGGACGCGCCUGGGCGACAUCGUCUCGAUUCACCCGCUGCCCGACAUCAAGUACGGCAAGCGCAUCCACGUGCUGCCCAUUGACGACACCAUCGAGGGCCUGACCGGCGACCUGUUCGAGGUCUAUCUGAAGCCGUACUUCACAGAGGCCUACCGCCCCGUCAGGAAGGGAGACACGUUCCUUGUGCGCGCUGGUAUGCGCGCAGUUGAGUUCAAGGUGGUCGAGACUGACCCCGAGGAGUUCUGCAUUGUUGCACAGGAUACCGUCAUCCACACCGAAGGUGAUCCCAUCAAGCGUGAGGACGAGGAGCAGGCUCUGAGCGAGGUUGGAUACGACGACGUCGGUGGCUGCCGCAAGCAGAUGGCCCAGAUCCGCGAGCUGGUCGAGCUGCCGCUGCGCCACCCGCAGCUGUUCAAGUCGAUCGGUAUCAAGCCGCCGCGCGGCAUCCUGAUGUACGGUCCGCCUGGUACCGGUAAGACGCUGCUGGCGCGCGCUGUUGCCAACGAGACCGGUGCCUUCUUCUUCCUGAUCAACGGCCCUGAGAUCAUGUCGAAGAUGGCUGGCGAGUCCGAGUCCAACCUGCGCAAGGCCUUUGAGGAGGCCGAGAAGAACAGUCCGUCCAUCAUUUUCAUCGAUGAAAUUGACGCCAUUGCGCCAAAGCGCGAGAAGACCAACGGUGAGGUCGAGCGCCGUGUCGUGUCGCAGAUGCUGACGCUCAUGGACGGCAUCAAGGCCCGCUCCAACGUCGUUGUCAUGGCCGCCACCAACCGCCCCAACUCGAUCGACCCGGCGCUGCGUCGCUUUGGCCGCUUCGAUCGCGAGGUGGACAUUGGCAUCCCUGACCCGAUUGGCCGUCUCGAGAUUCUGCGCAUCCACACCAAGAACAUGCGCCUGGCCGAUGACGUCGAUCUCGAGAAGAUUGCUUCCGAGACCCACGGAUUCGUCGGUGCCGAUGUUGCGUCGCUGUGCUCGGAGGCUGCUAUGCAGCAGAUCCGUGGCAAGAUGGACAUGAUUGAUCUCGAGGAGGAUGAGAUCGACGCCGAGAUCCUCGACUCGCUGGCUGUGACCAUGGACGACUUCCGCUACGCGCUUGGAACCUCGAACCCGUCGGCGCUGCGCGAGACCGUGGUCGAGGUGCCCACCACCAAGUGGGACGAUAUUGGUGGCCUGGAGAGCGUCAAGCGCGAGCUGCAGGAGACUGUGCAGUACCCUGUCGAGCACCCGGACAAGUUCCUCAAGUUUGGCAUGUCGCCGUCCAAGGGUGUUCUGUUCUACGGCCCUCCGGGCUGUGGUAAGACGCUGAUGGCCAAGGCCAUUGCCAACGAGUGCCAGGCAAACUUUAUUUCCAUCAAGGGCCCCGAGCUGCUGACCAUGUGGUUUGGUGAGUCCGAGGCCAACGUGCGCGACGUGUUCGACAAGGCCCGUGCCGCUGCCCCCUGCGUCAUGUUCUUCGAUGAGCUUGACUCUGUGGCCAAGGCUCGCGGCAACUCGGCUGGCGACGCUGGAGGUGCUGGCGACCGUGUGCUGAACCAGAUCCUUACCGAGAUGGACGGCAUGAACGCCAAGAAGAACGUGUUCGUUAUUGGUGCCACCAACCGCCCCGACCAGAUCGAUGGUGCCCUGCUGCGCCCUGGCCGUCUGGACCAGCUGAUCUACAUCCCGCUGCCCGAUCUGGACUCGCGCCUGUCUAUCCUGAAGGCCACCCUGCGCAAGUCGCCCAUCGCGCCGAAUGUCGAUCUCAAGUUCAUUGCCGAGAAGACCUCUGGCUUCUCGGGAGCCGAUCUGACCGAGAUCUGCCAGCGUGCCAGCAAGCUCGCCAUCCGCGAGAGCAUUGAGGCGGACAUCCGCCGCGAGCGCGAGCGCCAGGCCAAGGAUGGCGAGGACGCUGCCAUGGAGGAUGCCGACGAGGACUACGACCCGGUUCCCGAGAUCACCAGCGCCCACUUUGAGGAGGCCAUGCGCUUUGCUCGUCGCUCGGUGUCGGACAACGACAUCCGCCGCUACGAGAUGUUUGCCCAGAACAUGCAGCAGUCGCGUGGCUUUGGUGCCUUCAAGUUCCCCAAGGGUGGAAUUGACGGCGGCGAAACCAGCGAGCAGGCUGCUGCCGCGGACUCGGGUGCUGCCAACCAGCAGUUCAACGAGGACAACGGCGACGAGGACCUCUACUCGUAA
Linderina pennispora is the source of this 2499-nucleotide messenger RNA. Its product is annotated as AAA ATPase. Gene Ontology annotation, cellular component: VCP-NPL4-UFD1 AAA ATPase complex; nucleus; cytosol. Lineage: Eukaryota; Fungi; Kickxellomycota; Kickxellomycetes; Kickxellales; Kickxellaceae. Bases 1 to 2499 code for a protein of 832 amino acids. The record is from RefSeq and is a predicted model, not a curated record. Gene Ontology annotation, molecular function: ATP hydrolysis activity; ATP binding; polyubiquitin modification-dependent protein binding. The transcript is spliced from 2 exons. Gene Ontology annotation, biological process: autophagosome maturation; mitotic spindle disassembly; retrograde protein transport, ER to cytosol.